AUGCUGCUGUCCGCCAAGCAAGGAGGAUUGGAGAUCAAAGUCGUCUACCACGAUGACGUUGAGAAUGUUGAAAAUGAAGGAUCAACGUCGGGAUUGGAGUCUUCAAUAUCCGAAGAAGCUGUCAAGUUUUACAUUUGUUUGGUUUGUAUAUGUAUGGUAAAAUGUUCCAUCUCGUCGGUAUUGUGGAGUGAACAACCACAGACCCAUAUGCGUCAUGACAGAAAAGAUGGCAUAGAUGAGAAAAGCUGCGCGGAACAUGGAUCUGUUCAAGAUCAUGCACAAGAUUCGCAACCGAACUUCCACAUGAGUCUAGCCGAAGUUUGGCAAAACGUGACUCAACACGAGAGGAAAAUUUGGAGUGAACGGUGCGCCAGAGUGAAGAAGCUGGAGAAGGAGCAGUUUGAAAAGGGAUGGAUUUCGGCACAGACGGUGCAUAAAGUUAAAUUCCUCUUUUCCGAAACUUUUUAUGUUUAUCAAGUCAUUCUGAUCACUGGUUACGCGAACAGCAGAUGUGACAAGGAUCCACUGAUAAAGAUCAACUUGCUCCAGAAGUUUCCACAGAACGUUCGAGAAGAUCCGAACAACGGCGGUCGUCUCAUUUUCCCUGCCAAGUUUAACUUUUCAAAUGGAUAUGUAACAUGA
Caenorhabditis briggsae is the source of this 642-nucleotide messenger RNA. The coding region runs from base 1 to 642 and encodes 213 amino acids. The record is from RefSeq and is a predicted model, not a curated record. Lineage: Eukaryota; Metazoa; Nematoda; Chromadorea; Rhabditida; Rhabditidae. The transcript is spliced from 5 exons.